Molecule: messenger RNA, 696 nt
Organism: Psylliodes chrysocephalus
Lineage: Eukaryota; Metazoa; Arthropoda; Insecta; Coleoptera; Chrysomelidae
Source: the annotation of a GenBank genome assembly
AUGGCAUAUGCAAUUAUUAGAAAUAAUAAUGGUUGGGUGCUUAAUGAAAACGGACAAGUUUUCAUGAGAGACACUGAAAAUGGGGCGAAUAUAUGGAUAGACAAUAAUAUGAUAUAUUUUAACGAAUAUCAGCGGCCUUGUAUUAAAAUCUAUAAUGAACAUGACCCAAAUCCCAAGGAAAUAAUUUUAACUUUUUCAAACAGUGAUGAGUUGGAAGAUUUGGAUGACGCGGAGCCGUCGCAAAAUUUAGAUGGUGACAACACUGAUAAGAAAAAGAAAAUAGCUUCCAAAAUCAAAAAUUGGAAAAUUUAUGCAAGACAAAAAUUUGUGUAUUAUGAGAGGAUGGAUGAAAUUUUGGGUGAAACACCAACAAACUCUAGCCCCCAUUCUAUUGACACAUACAACAUUAUUAAAAAUCAAGUGGAAGAAAAUACCCAGGUUGAAAAAUUCACUGAAAAUUGUAAUGUUGAACAAUCUUCUGAAAAUACAAAAUAUUCAGACAAUUCAAAAAAGAAGCGAAGGAAUCUUACUGCAGAUUAUAUGGAACUCAAAAAAAAGUAUUAUGAAGAGAAGAAAAUGGAAAGUCAGGAUAAAAAGCAACAAAGAGAAAAUUAUAUAGAAGAGGCAUUAAAACUAAAGAAGGAGAGGAAUAUGCAAAUGCAAAAAAAUUGGAAUUGGAAGAUAGAAAAGUUAUAG